AUGUUGAAGAAAUUGGUUGAGAUGGUCAAUUCCGCGAAAUGUUUUACUGUUCUUGCAGAUGAAACGACAGACAUCUCAACACAAAAACAAGCAUCAAUCGGCGUUAGAUACCUAUACAACAAUGAUAUUAAAGAAGAAUUCCUUCAGUUUGUACCUGUUUCUGAUUUAACUGGUAAAAACCUUGCGACAGUCAUUUUGAAAUCAUUACGCGAGUUUGGAAUUGAUACAAAGUAUUUGAGGGGGCAAGGAUAUGAUGGGUCCGCUGCAAUGAGUGGAAAAUUCGAAGGAGCACAUGCAGAUGUAAUGGAAGAGCGUCCGACUGCAAUAUAUUUCCAUUGUGUAUCCCAUAGCUUAAACCUUGCUAUAAGUGCAUCAUGUUCAAUUUCUGAGAUCAGAAAAUGCUGUGGGACUGCAACAAAACUAUGUUUGUUUUUUAACACCCCAAAAAGAAUGGAGGUUAUUACAAGAGCAAUUGAUAAACUGUUCCCUGAAGCCAAAUCUACUCGUCUAAAACAACUCUGUCCAACUAGGUGGGUUGAGCGCCAUGAUUCAAUAUUACUACUUCAAGAAAUGUUACCUGCUGUCCAGGAGGCUCUUGAAGAAGUUUCACAGUGGAAGGAUGUAGAAUUAGCGUCGAUGGCAUCGCAGCUUUUAUGUGGACUUCUGAGCUCAUCCUUUAUAAUCAGUUUGCAAGUGAUGGCUAGAGUAUUUUCCUUAAGUUUACCCCUUGCUCGAUUUUUGCAGCAUGAACAUAUCGAUCUUUUAAAUGCUAUGAACAUGGUGACUAAUCUAAAAGGGACGAUAGAAAAAAUCAGAACCAAUGCUGAAGAAGAAUUCGCAACCAUAUUUAACGCAUCAGAGACUAUGGCUGAAUUACUCAGUACCUCAAUAAAAGCCCCAAGAAGAACUGGACGACAAACUCUUAGGUGCAACAUUGAAACCGACAAUCACAAUCCUCAAUCAUACUUUAAGAUAUCCCUAUUUUUGCCAUUUUUAGAUCACUUUUUAAGUGAAUUAAAUAGUCGCUUUCUGAAACAUUAA
Molecule: messenger RNA, 1041 nt
Organism: Harmonia axyridis
Lineage: Eukaryota; Metazoa; Arthropoda; Insecta; Coleoptera; Coccinellidae
Product: 52 kDa repressor of the inhibitor of the protein kinase-like
Exons: 1
Coding region: 1-1041 (346 amino acids)
Source: RefSeq, a predicted model, not a curated record